Rana temporaria (common frog) is the source of this 1915-nucleotide messenger RNA. RefSeq lists its product as uncharacterized. NCBI's taxonomy places the organism in Eukaryota, Metazoa, Chordata, Amphibia, Anura, Ranidae. The record is from RefSeq and is a predicted model, not a curated record. The transcript is spliced from 2 exons. The coding region runs from base 383 to 1573 and encodes 396 amino acids.
ACCGUCUAGCUUCUGGAGGUCUGUUGAUGUCACAGAACCAGCUGGAACAACAGACCAAAAUAGCAUCAGAUGUACAAUCCGUGACCCCCAAACCGAAACAUCAUUUGUAUGUCCUGAAAAGUGAUCGGUCCUGAUCUGUCGCAUUAUUUUAUAUAACACAUUACUAUAGAACUACACAAGUAAUAUAUCAGAAUUUUGAGGCUUAUUAAUAGUUUGUACCGUUAGAAAAAAAUAACGCUUUGGCCUUUGUUGUCAUUCAAGGACAUUUUAAACCAUUUUCUAAACCCAGAAUUGUUGGGUGAUGUAGACAGUAGAAGGAUCUGGAUUUGGUUGGCUGAAAUACAUUUUUGGUCAUUUUUUUAUUUUUUUUGCUCGUGUAAAGAUGUCCACGGACCACGAGAUCCAGUUCUGGUUGCUGGUUCUGGGUUAUGUGGUGAACAAAAAGAGAAAGCGUAGACGUCAGACGGUGAGGAAUUACUGGGUGCACCCGCUGACCAGCCAGAGGUUCUCCAAGGGACAGUUUCACCUCCGUUAUGGAGAUCUGCGCACGUGUCCCAAGAGGUUCUUCAACUACUUCAAGAUGUCCAUCGGAACGUUCGAUGAGCUGCUGGAGUUCCUGAGGCCGGCGCUCAUACGGAGCGACACGCAGAUGAGACUGGCCAUAUCCCCCGAGGAGCGGCUCUGCGUCACUAUAAAAUACCUGGCCACCGGACAAAGUUUCACUUCCCUCCAUUUCCGAUUUCUGAUUGGAAAAGCAACCAUCAGGUUAAUCGUUCGGGAGACCUGCAAAGCGAUAUGUGACACUCUGUUUAAAGUCUUUAUGCCAGAGCCAACCAAAGAGAAGUGGAUGCAAAUAGCUGAGGACUUCUAUGCCACUACCAGCUUCCCGAACUGUGUUGGAGCUCUCGAUGCCAAAGACAUUCGGAUGAAAAUGCCACCGAAUAGCGGGAAGAGGCACUGGGAUGCCAGUAAACAUUCUUUUGUAUUACUGGCCUUGGUAGAUAGUAACUACAGUUUUAUCACCAUAGAUGUCGGUGCUUACGGAGCCACAGGCUGCUGUAGUAUUUUUAAGAAGUCUACCUUGGGUCGCAAGCUAAAAGAGGGCAAAUUGAAGUUACCGGAAUACAGACCUUUACCUGGAUCAAGUAGUAAUCCCAUGCCAUGCGUUUUUGUUGCAGAUGAGGCUUUUGGACUAUCGGAGAAUAUCCUGAGACCCUUCCCCACCAGGAACAUAACCCCAAUCCGCAAAGUCUUCAACUACAGGCUGAUCCGUGCAAGAAGGAUGAUAGAUGGUGCCUUUGGGAUCCUGGCCAACAAAUGGCGGGUUUUCUAUUCUCCCAUUCAGUUAGAAGCCAACUUUGUCCAGGACAUCAUAAAGGCUGCUUGUGUUCUACAUAAUGUGGUGCUUCUAAGAGAUGGUUUUGUGUUUGAGCAGAUCCUCAAUAACCCGUUACAUGACGUGUCAUGGAGCACCGUCCGAGGGCCUGCUAGUGGCAUGCUGGUCCGGAACACCUUUGCCGACUAUUUUGUAUCCCCUCAAGGAGAAAUACCUUUUCAGUAUGAAAAGGUUUAAAACAAAAAGACAACUAGACUGACAAAAAACAUCACUAGACCAACAAAUGAGAAAAACUCAUUAAUAGACUUACGCUCAUGACUUAUUACUGGUUAUUUUAUACUUUGGCAUUUAAUUGGAGUUUGGCUGAUAUCCAGAGGGCCACUGAGAACGUUGUGAAUCAUUGUAGCAGUCCAUGAUUCAUAGACUGAGAGCCGUGCUCUUCUAGGUCCUGUGUGAGCAGCUUCCCCCUCUGCAUAGUGACAGCAGGGGGUCACUUGCUAUGCAUUCAAAGUAUGUGUAUGUAUUUUUUCAACAAAUACAAGGAAUAAUCUGAUUGGAUGAGGUUGAGAUUUGGGGAGC